This is a messenger RNA of Rhagoletis pomonella (apple maggot), 2281 nucleotides long. RefSeq lists its product as uncharacterized. Gene Ontology annotation, molecular function: nucleic acid binding; zinc ion binding. Lineage: Eukaryota; Metazoa; Arthropoda; Insecta; Diptera; Tephritidae. The record is from RefSeq and is a predicted model, not a curated record.
AUUAGUUAGUAUACGACAUACAAUCCGUUCAUCCAACCAAACGGGUCUGGCUAUAUGUGACCUCCUACCAAAACAGUGACUUGUUUAGGUGGAGCCCACACAAAUUCAAUGGCAUCUGCAUAGGAACGGGGGAGCAGGUGGUCAGACACCGACCAUACCCCACCGAUGGCAUAGUCGGAUAGAAGUAGUCCAGGCUAGAAGCAUCGCCAUUAAACAAAUCCUUUUUGUUUGCAAGUCAGAGAAGUGUACGUUACAAGGUUUAGUUUGACAGUAGAUUCAGUUGGCCUAUACUUAUAUAUAAUUUUUUUUCUUCUUCAAGUCCGAAUCGCUUAAAGCAAUAAGUGCUUGGAAUGCAAAGAGACGUUGUGACCGCAAAUGUCCAAACAAUUGUGUAGCAUAACGCGAUAGAUCUUCAAAAGAAAUAAAUAAAUAAUCCACCGACAUUUUUAGUUACAGAAAGAGCAUACGCUCCCACAGGAAUGAUAAGGUCUGCUCCAAUCACGACUAUAAAUUCAAAAAAAAAAAAAAAAAAUAAUAAUAAUAAUAAUAAUUUGAAACCCCGAAGUCAUCUGAACCUCCCGCAUGUAAAUCAGACGGGUUUAAAGAACAAAAAGAGUAAAUUGAGGGCUAUAGGUAAAGAUAUCACGCGGAUGAAAGGUGUGUCCAUCCCAUACAAGACGCGCUCUAAAACUAGAAACGCUGCCAUGCAUUCAGCGAAUGUGCCAAACCCUAAAGCGCCAUGCGCAAACGACCCAGCGUUUAUAGAUCUCUCGGAUCGAAUUGGGGGCGGUAAUGUUGGGGCAAGUGGUGGAGAUAUUAGGCAGGGAGACUCCAAUAAUUUGCCAGGGAAUCAAGAUCGCAUUACAGGGGCGGCCCCAAAACAACAUAAAGAGUUGCAAAUAACCCACUCAGUGGGAGUGCCAACACCCACCUUGACCUUUCCCCAUCCUCCGUCCACUAACAAUAGCGACGCCAACCUGGUGUCCUCAAACAGUUUAACCAACGCGAGAGAUUUUCGCAACGAGUUAGCGCCGGUUUUAAAGGAAAUGGUGGCUGAGGUAAAAAACACUCUCUUAAAAGAGAUGCGCGAGAGCUUGCCCGGUUUGAGCAGAACGACAGGUGCAGAAAUAGAAUCGUCAAGGUUCGGUAAUAGAUCGCGAAAUCGGAACAACAAAAGAGCAAGACACAACUCCAGUAUCGAUUCGUUUAAUUCCGGACGCUCAGGAGAACUACAUAGAAACAACAAUAUUAAUCAAAACCAUACAAACAGAAAUAAUUACGGUGCAAUGUCCCAUUCGGCUGCGUAUGCAUGCGCCUUCGCGGAGCCACCACCACCUCGCCAACCGCCAAUAGCAGGUGCAGGGAUUCCAGCAGCUGUCUCCGAAGUCGCUCGUCCGGCAUCUGGAAGAGAAAACAACAAGGAAAUUAGUAAAUCGGAAAUCAAUAUCGAAAAAUGGGGCAUAAAUUAUCAGGGUCAUCGCGAUUCUAUGUCUAUCGAGGAUUUUUUGUUCCGUUUAGAGUACUUAAAAGAGCAAUACGUGUGUUCGUGGGGCGAGAUAUUACGCGAUUUCCAUCGGCUAUUGGGCGGAGAGGCGCGUGAGUGGUACUGGCUGUAUAUCCGUUCCCACGGUAAGGUCGACUGGCCCAGUUUACAAUUUGCGCUCAGACGCCAAUUCGCAUCACAACGAACCGACUUUGAAAUCCUGAGAGAAUUAACGGAGCGGAAGCAAAGGCCAGGGGAGACCAUCGACGAAUAUUUUCAUGUGGUUGGUACACUGCGCGCGCGCCUUAGGAAUCCCAUCGCUGAAUACGAGAUAAUAAGGUUAGUGAAAGGCAACUUGCGCGAAUCCCUGGCCAAGAUAGUUUACCCGAUUUCGGCAUACUCUCUGGAACAGCUCAGGCUAGAAUGCCAAGAGGUAGAACGAUGUUUUCCGCGUCGGGAACGCGUGAUUUCUAGUAACUUUGGGCAACGCGCACAGCAUGUAAAUGAAAUCGCUUCACUCGAAGACGAUGAGCGUUUUACUCCCGGUGAUGAGGGUCAAGUCACCGUGGAGGAAAUACGCCAUCAACGCUCAGCUAAGCCACCAGUCGGGCGCAAAAAGGUGUCAUGCUGGAACUGUGGUGCCGAAGGCCACUUUUUCACCGAAUGCAUGUCGCUUCAACGUCGAAUUUUUUGUUUCAAGUGCGGAAAGUUGGAUGUGAUAACACCUAAGUGUCCAACGUGUAAUCCUGCGGGAAACUCAGUACGGAACGCGAUUACGACGGGGGAAUCGCGCUCCAC